Capsicum annuum is the source of this 579-nucleotide messenger RNA. RefSeq names its product protein RAE1-like. Gene Ontology annotation, biological process: transcription-dependent tethering of RNA polymerase II gene DNA at nuclear periphery; RNA export from nucleus. The record is from RefSeq and is a predicted model, not a curated record. Gene Ontology annotation, molecular function: ubiquitin binding; RNA binding; protein dimerization activity. Gene Ontology annotation, cellular component: nuclear pore. Lineage: Eukaryota; Viridiplantae; Streptophyta; Magnoliopsida; Solanales; Solanaceae.
AAACUGGAAAACAACAACUUUUAUCGUGGUGGAAGACCCGGAUCAGACAAUUUCCAAAACUUUCAAGGAUGGUUCGAGAUUUGUUAUCAGCUCAAGCUUCUUCAGUUGCUUCGGAGCAAGCUUUUAGCGCAGGAAGAUUUAUAAUAGGAGAUCAUUGGUAUUCGUUAGCAAGGGAUAGUUUGGAGAUUUCGGUAUUAUUUAGAGAUUGGAUCAAUACCGAACGAAGAAAUUUUGGGCUCCCCAAAUUACCGCCCCAUAUUGAAGACGAAAUAGAUGAAAUUUUUGAGGAAAAUAGUGAUGAUGGAAUGGAAGCAAUGGAGGAACAAGGAAAUAGACUAAUUCCGGAGGAUUUAUCCGCCGAAGAAUUAGAAAAGUUACGCCAAAAAAAUUAUAGACAAUUUAGAUAUUAAUAAGAUUCUACAAUAGAAAUCUAAUUCACACAGAACCCUUCCUAGAAGGUGGCUGCGUAGAUUAGAUUUACAUUUAAUAUCCUUGUAAUAAAUGUACAACGUACGAAAUUUGAAUAAAUAUAACGUCUAUUCUCCUAAUUUUGUUUUAAAUUCUCUUUUAUUUGUUGCA